This is a messenger RNA of Gadus morhua (Atlantic cod), 1684 nucleotides long. It is a transcript of the gene fstl3, whose product is annotated as follistatin-like 3 (secreted glycoprotein). Gene Ontology annotation, biological process: cell differentiation; multicellular organism development; negative regulation of activin receptor signaling pathway. Bases 145 to 942 code for a protein of 265 amino acids. The transcript has 5 exons. Gene Ontology annotation, molecular function: calcium ion binding; collagen binding; activin binding. NCBI's taxonomy places the organism in Eukaryota, Metazoa, Chordata, Actinopteri, Gadiformes, Gadidae. Gene Ontology annotation, cellular component: extracellular region. The record is from RefSeq and is a predicted model, not a curated record.
GGCCAUCACUCAUCCACAACACUUUCAUUCACAUAAGAGCGAGCUACCCUCAGGAGGAGCACUGCAUAGACUCAUCGCCUCAUUGCCGGAAUAACUUGUUGAUAUUUUAGAGAAAAAGUUCUACAAACUUAUUUUUGGAGGGGAAUGAUGGGGGCUUUCACGUUCAUUAUCGGUGUGACUCUGAUUUUGUGUCAAGUUGGGACAAGUCCUGCCAACGCUGGGAUGUGCUGGCUGCAGCAGAACCAGGACCAGAAGUGUGACAUGGUGCUGAUGAGGGGAGUCACCAGGGACGAGUGCUGUGCCGGGGGCCGCCUGGACACCGCCUGGUCCAACACCAGCCUGCCCAUGAACGAGGUCAGCCUGCUGGGCUUCCUGGGAAUCGUCUCCUGCAAACCCUGCAAAGAGACCUGCGAGGGGGUGAAGUGCGGCCCGGGGAAGGUGUGCCGGAUGAAGACCGGCAGGCCCCAGUGCGUGUGUUCCCCGGACUGCUCCCCUGUCGCCCUGAAGCAGCCGGUGUGCGGCAGCGACGGCAGGACCUACCCGGACGAGUGCUCCCUGCUCAUGGCUCACUGCAUGGGCCACCCCGACCUGGAGGUCAUGUACCAGGGAGAGUGCAAAAAGUCCUGCUCCAACGUGGUGUGCCCGGGCACCCACACCUGCGUGACGGACCAGACCAACAGCGCCCACUGCGUCAUGUGCCGCAUGACGCCCUGCCCGGUGCCCUCCGUGACGGAGCAGCCCAUCUGCGGCAACGACAACAUCACCUACCCCAGCGCCUGCCACCUGCGCCGUGCCACCUGCUUCCUGGGCCGCUCCAUAGGGGUCCGCCACUACGGCCACUGCAACAGUAAGCCCCUCCCACUGCUCCGCCACUACGGCCACUGCAACAAUCCUCCGAGGAUGUCUCACGACAUGGAGGGCAGUGAGGAGAAUGCCGUGUAGAGGAGAUGGCACCACUCUGGUCCUCCUCGUACAACAGAACCCUGAUGUUCCUCUGAUGGGUCGGCCACCAGAUACGUGCCUCAUUGUAAUGGUUCAACAUGUACAAUUGCAACAUGUACCCUCCAAUCAUGGCCAUGGCCUUAUUAUGAAAACCAAUCACUCAUUCACUCACUCACUCACUCACUCACUCACUCACUCACUCACUCACUCACUCACUCACUCACUCACUCACUCACUCACUCAUUCACUCACUCACUCACUCAUUCACGCCAGUGAGAAUUGGGAGAUCUGGUUGGAAAACUCUUCGACUUGGAUAAGCUGCAGAGACGAAGACACAAGAGUGUCUUAAAAGGAGGGAAAUAUGUAGUGGGCUGUGUGGGUAACGUGUGUGUAUAUUGUAAAUAGGACACCACUACUAUUUAUUGGAGAAGGUAUAUCGGUCUAUUUAAGUUUUAAUCCAGUAUAAAAUACCAUGUACCAUUAAGACAAGCUGAUGCAAAACAAAUGUAUUUAUUGUGUUUACUUGAGUGGUUUCAAAAUAGUUGUAGAUAAUAGUUGAUGUCAAUUUUAACUUUUACAACGUCUUGUGUUUUUAUAGACUCUUAAAUCUCACUCCCCCAUUAUUAGGAAUUUAGACACAAGCACACACACACACGCACACACACACACACACACACACACACACACACACACACACACACACACACACACACACACACACACACACACACACACACACACA